UUUGGAUUGAUUGUUAGCAACUCUGCCCUUAAGCGCAAGGGAUGGAACUGGGCCAAAGAAUUCAACAAGUCAAAGGAGGCGAAAGAUCUCGCUGCGACAGAGGUAGCAUGGGAUCUUGGUGUUCUGUGUGAUGCGGGCGUCGAAACCACGCAAAUUCAAUUGCAAAUUUUCAUUUUGGCGUGCGUAGCCUACCCGGAUUGGAUUGCCGCCGCUCAGAAAGAGCUUGACGAAGUCGUCGGUACUAAUCGUCUUCCUGGAUUCGAAGAUCUAAGCAACCUACCCUAUCUUCAGGCUGUGGUAGAGGAAAACUUCAGAUGGCGGCACAUCGUGCCAGCUGGGAUUCCGCACGCUACGACUCAGGACGACUUUUACAAAGGUUAUUUGAUACCCAAGGGCUCGGUCGUGGUUCCUGUGUUCGCCGCGAUGCGCCAGAACUCUAGCACUUUUGACUCACCAGAAGUGUUCCGGCCUGAACGAUGGAUCGAAAAGUCCCAGCCCAGCAACUUCGGAUACGGCCGAAGAGUUUGCCCUGGACGAUUCAUUGCACGAAACUCUCUAGCGAUAGCGAUAGCAAGACUGCUUUGGGCGUUCAACAUACGCUCUAAAGAUGGCGUAAGGAUCAACGUGUCAGAAGAGAUGUUUACAACUGGGUUUGUGUCCGGCCCAAAACCUUUCGUUGCAGUCUUUGAGCCGAGGUCAAAGGAGCGCAGAAGCCUCAUUGAAAGAGAGUUCGACAUGGCCGACAAGGAUGUAGCGCACCUUCUAGACGAGGCCAGAGGGAAGCAAAUUGCUGCUGGACUGUCGCCUCAAGGGUAG
Messenger RNA from Alternaria postmessia, 816 nucleotides. RefSeq lists its product as uncharacterized. The annotation marks the transcript as partial. The record is from RefSeq and is a predicted model, not a curated record. NCBI's taxonomy places the organism in Eukaryota, Fungi, Ascomycota, Dothideomycetes, Pleosporales, Pleosporaceae. Gene Ontology annotation, molecular function: monooxygenase activity; heme binding; oxidoreductase activity, acting on paired donors, with incorporation or reduction of molecular oxygen. The transcript has a single exon.